This is a messenger RNA of Cuculus canorus (common cuckoo), 2686 nucleotides long. It is a transcript of the gene CACNG5, whose product is annotated as calcium voltage-gated channel auxiliary subunit gamma 5. NCBI's taxonomy places the organism in Eukaryota, Metazoa, Chordata, Aves, Cuculiformes, Cuculidae. Gene Ontology annotation, biological process: calcium ion transport; regulation of AMPA receptor activity; positive regulation of synaptic transmission, glutamatergic. Gene Ontology annotation, cellular component: AMPA glutamate receptor complex; postsynaptic density membrane. The record is from RefSeq and is a predicted model, not a curated record. Bases 488 to 1327 code for a protein of 279 amino acids. Gene Ontology annotation, molecular function: voltage-gated calcium channel activity; channel regulator activity. The transcript has 7 exons.
GAAGGAGGGAGGGAGGGAAAGGGGUAUGGAGGGGGGGAGGUGGGCUGUCCCCGCCGGCGCCAUGUGAUGCCCUCUCCUCCCCGGGCUCUCCCGGCGCGGAGCAUCCCCGAGCAUCCCCGGGCGGGUAGGAGUUGCCGGCGUGUGGAUGUGGAGCCGUUCCUGCUAUUCGUCUGUCUCUGUGUCCUGAUCUUGUGCUUCACUCGUGUGAGUCGGUUGGAGGUGAAGAGCUAAGGCUGAGCCCUCUCUUCCAGUUCAGGAUCUCUCCUCUACCCACUGCUGAAGCCAUCCCACUCCCAGCUUCUCCUAGAGCCAUCCAGCAGCUGGAGCAUCUGCCGAGGACCCUCCUCACCGUGACACUCGCUUUGCAGUCAGUCGGCCAGAACCUGAGCUUCCCAUCUCUACAGCUAACGUCACAGGUUUUCUGCUUACCAAAGCGUUGCUUCAACUGGGGUUGAAAGAGCCAUCCCCACCGCCGCCUCGGCCUCCCAUGCUUUUGGGAAUGAGCGCCUGCAGCAGGAAGGCGCUGACCCUGCUCAGCAGCGUGUUUGCCGUCUGCGGCCUCGGUCUCCUGGGCAUCUCUGUCAGCACCGACUACUGGCUCUACCUGGAGGAGGGCAUCGUCCAGCCCCAAAACCAGACGGCAGAAAUCAAACUGUCGCUGCACUCGGGGCUCUGGAGGGUCUGCUUUCUGGCAGGGGAAGAGCAUGGCCGGUGUUUCACUAUCGAAUAUGUCAUGCCUAUGAACAUCCAGCUGACGUCUGAAUCCACAGUCAACGUUCUGAAGAUGAUCCGCUCUGCCACCCCCUUCCCUCUGGUCAGCCUCUUCUUCAUGUUCAUUGGCUUCAUCCUGAGCAACAUCGGCCACAUUCGGCCUCACAGGACCAUCCUUGCCUUCGUCUCGGGGAUAUUCUUCAUCCUGUCAGGUCUGUCCCUGGUGGUGGGGCUGGUCCUCUACAUAUCCAACAUUAACGAUGAGAUGCUGAACAGGACCAAGGACUCAGAAACGUUCUUCAAUUACAAAUACGGAUGGUCGUUUGCCUUCUCUGCCAUCUCAUUCCUUCUCACGGAGAGCGCCGGGGUGAUGUCCGUUUACCUGUUCAUGAAACGAUACACGGCUGAGGACAUCUACCGACCUCACCCCGGCUUCUACCGUCCCCGUCUGAGCAACUGCUCUGACUACUCUGGGCAGUUCUUGCACCCAGACGCAUGGGCGCGGGGCCGCAGCCCUUCGGAUAUCUCCAGCGAGGCGUCCCUGCAGAUGAACAGUAACUACCCGGCUCUGCUCAAGUGUCCUGACUACGACCAGAUGUCCUCAUCGCCGUGCUGAGCCCUGCCACCCCUGUGCCCACUGCCACCCAAGCGCCAAUGGUUGCCACGUCCUAAUUCCAUUUGUCUUUUUUUUAAGCCGCUCUUUCAGGGCAAUUCUCUGUUUAUAGGAGCAUAAAUAUAACCAGAGAGAUUGGUUAUAUAACCAAUAAUGUAACGGAGAGAAUUGGGAUAUUUUCCUUUCUUUGUUUUUUUAAUUCUUCCCUGCAUAACUAAAAAUCUCUCCAAAGUCCUCUUGUUUCAGCUCAUCCUGCUGAGCAAACAGCAGUUCUGCUUGGGGGAUAAAUCCAGGGCUGGACUCAAGGGCAGAAAAAAGAAAAAUAGAGUAGAACUAAGAAAAAAAAAUAAGUGUAUUUUUGGGAGUUAGGUAGACUGCAAAAGUUUGUGCAUUUGGCUGUAUCAUUUAAUUAUAAAUCUAUGGGCCUAAGUGCCAGCAAGUGUAAAAGAUUUGUGUGAAUUUCCAAGAUAUAGCUAUCAUUAGAAAAAUAUAAAUUUUGUCUUGAUUCAGUAUUUACUGAUUGAUAUCUCUUGUUGCUGGAUAUCACUUUUAACCAGGCUGUAAAGGGAAAUAGCCAUCUUUUUCGACUAUACCUCAGCAGGCUUAGGCACAAGCAGGUCGUUGUUUGUCUGUGGCUACUUGCAAACUGUUGCUUAACUAUCCUCUGUCAGGCUGGAGGCACUACAGCCCUGGGGGGGUCUGGGCUCUUGGGUGGCUCAGGCAUCCACAUUUCCUCCUCCAUCCCAUCGAAUGGAGUUCUGAAGAGCAACUGAGAGAAUUUCAGGGCAGCAUCAAAUGAAAAACUACUUAAAACCUUCCCCUAGGAAACAUUAGGUGCAGAAUUUAGCAGAAAUUAUGGCCAGAAGUGCAACUUGGUUCAAUGAAAGGUGAGAUCCCAAACCAGUGUAAAGUGAUGUACCUGAAAUUAUGGCACUAGUCCAGCGUAGAAAAGUAGUUGGCAUAUAUUUCAUUUAGAAAGAAAAUGGUAUUUUAGCUGCUUUAUGUGUGUGUAUAAACGUUAUUUGGAGGUUUUGAUUUUUUUAAUUUCAUGGUUAGUGUUUUGCUUUUAGACAGCUGCCAGGAUAAGAGAGAGCAUCACUCGCAUUGAAAAUGAAGGGGACCUUGUAGGAGAAAGAGCUUUGUCCAAACUUUAUUUCUGUUCUUGUUAUUUUAAAACUUUCUGAAAAUUUCCUUUCUGCAAAACAAUACCCUCCAGGGAUUCUUGGUAUAUUUGAGCUUAAUUUUGUCUUACGGUAAUUAAAACAAAUAGAAUAUGCGCACUUUUAACUUCAUUUCUAGCAUAAUGUGUAAUGAAUGCCGUGCCUCUUUGUUGCUAUUUAAUAUAUAAUAUUUAAUAUUUGC